GGGCCGGACAGUGAGGGCGGCGGCUGCGUGGUGGGGCCUGGGCGGGACUUAGGGUGGCUAUUGGCCAGGGCGGGCCGAGAGCGGAGACGCGAUUGGUCGGAGCCAGGGGCGCCAUGGUGGGGCCGGAGCUGCGCGGUCUCAGCAGCUGCAGGAGACGGAAGUGGUGAGAGCGCGGCCUUCGGAGGGUCGGGCGGACGCCGCCUGGUGAAAAGCAGGCAGCCAGGAUCCUCACCACGGUAGAAUGGGUGAGGAGGGCCCCCCCAGCCUGGAGUACAUCCAAGCCAAGGAUCUGUUCCCUCCCAAGGAGCUGGUGAAGGAGGAGGAAAAUCUGCAGGUUCCCUUCACAGUGCUGCAGGGUGAGGGAGUAGAGUUCCUGGGCCGCGCAGCUGAUGCCCUCAUUGCCAUCUCCAACUACCGACUGCAUAUCAAGUUCAAGGACUCUGUUAUCAACGUCCCCCUCCGAAUGAUUGAUAGUGUGGAGAGCCGUGACAUGUUCCAGUUGCAUAUUGCCUGCAAGGACUCCAAAGUGGUGAGGUGCCACUUCUCCACUUUUAAGCAGUGCCAGGAGUGGCUCUCUCGGCUCUGCCGGGCCACUGCAAGACCUGCCAAGCCUGAGGACCUCUUUGCCUUUGCCUACCAUGCCUGGUGCCUGGGACUGACCGAGGAAGACCAGCAUACACACUUGUGUCAGCCAGGAGAGCAUAUAAGAUGUCGGCAGGAGGCGGAGCUCACCAGGAUGGGCUUUGACCUGCAGAAUGUCUGGAGAGUCUCUCAUAUCAACAACAACUACAAACUGUGUCCCAGUUACCCCCAGAAGCUGCUGGUUCCCGUGUGGAUCACUGAUAAAGAGCUGGAGAAUGUGGCUUCCUUCCGCUCCUGGAAGCGGAUCCCUGCUGUUGUAUAUAGACACCUGCGCAACGGGGCAGCCAUUGCCCGCUGUAGCCAGCCUGAGAUCAGCUGGUGGGGCUGGCGCAAUGCAGAUGAUGAAUACCUGGUCACAUCCAUCGCGAAAGCCUGUGCCCUGGACCCAGGAACAAGGGUCUCUGGAGCCUCUGUCAGCACUGGGAAUAGUGAUGCCAGUGAGGCAUGUGACACUGACUUCGAUUCUUCUCUGACGACAUGCUCUGGAGUGGAGAGCACAGCGGCACCUCAGAAGCUGCUGAUCCUGGAUGCUCGAUCCUACACAGCAGCAGUGGCGAACCGGGCCAAAGGUGGAGGCUGUGAAUGUGAAGAAUACUACCCCAACUGUGAGGUUGUGUUCAUGGGAAUGGCCAACAUCCACGCCAUCCGGAAUAGCUUCCAUUACCUGCGGGCUGUGUGUAGCCAGAUGCCAGAUCCUAGCAACUGGUUGUCAGCCCUGGAGAGCACCAAGUGGCUGCAGCACUUGUCAGUGAUGCUGAAGGCCGCUGUGCUCGUGGCUAAUACAGUAGACCGGGAGGGCCGACCUGUAUUGGUACAUUGUUCGGAUGGCUGGGACCGCACACCACAGAUUGUAGCCCUGGCCAAAAUACUAUUGGACCCGUAUUACAGGACACUGGAGGGCUUUCAAGUAUUAGUAGAGUCUGACUGGCUGGAUUUUGGACACAAGUUUGGAGAUCGCUGUGGCCACCAGGAGAAUGCAGAGGACCAAAACGAACAGUGCCCUGUAUUCCUCCAGUGGCUAGAUUCUGUUCAUCAGUUGCUCAAGCAGUUCCCUUGCCUGUUCGAGUUCAAUGAGGCUUUCUUGGUUAAACUGGUACAGCACACGUACUCUUGUCUCUAUGGCACGUUCCUGGCCAACAACCCCUGUGAGCGAGAAAAGCGCAACAUCUAUAAGAGGACCUGCUCUGUGUGGGCCCUUCUGCGAGCUGGCAACAAGAACUUUCAUAACUUCCUCUAUACACCUGGCUCGGACAUGGUCCUGCAUCCUGUGUGUCAUGUUCGGGCCUUGCACCUCUGGACAGCUGUUUAUUUGCCAGCAUCAUCUCCUUGCACACUUGGAGAAGAGAACAUGGACCUUUACCUUUCCCCAGCAGCUCAGAGCCAGGAGUUUGCAGGUCGCUCCCUGGAUCGAUUGUCUAAAACCAGAUCAAUGGAUGAUCUUCUUUCUGCUGGUGAUACAAGCAGCCCCCUCACUCGUACAUCCAGUGACCCUAACCUGAAUAACCACUGUCAGGAGGCCCGUGUAGGCCUGGAACCCUGGCACAGCAAUCCUGAGGGGUCAGAGACAUCUUUUGUGGAACCUGGAGCAGGAGGUCCUCAGCAGACUGUAGAAGAAAUGGGUCUUUCUUCCCCUCAGCCCAACAGCCAGAACGACUGUGUGAGCAAUAUGCCUUCCAAGAGUCAGAAAAGCUGUUCUUUAAGUAACAAACUGCUUAAUACUACAGAGUUCCAGGAGGUGGAGAGCAGCACCUCUGAUCCUGAAAUCAAAGACCUGGGACAGACUUUGGCGCCAGCUCCAGACCCUACUGUCCAGGAUGAGCGGGAUAGGACUUUCGUUGGCAUAGGAGGACCACCUGAACUUUGUCCUGAGAAAGAAGCUGUCAGUGCACUCUCUAAAGUUGUCUCUGACAAGUGUGAGGGAAUUUGUGGUUUUCCUGAAUCUGUCCAGGAUCCCCUUAUCAGCACUUCCCAACAGGCCAAGUUGGACUCUGUGCUGGGUGUGCCCUCCAAUUGUGUUCCGGAUCACAGUUUGGGGACCCUUUGUAACCCACCAAGUGCUACCUGCCAAAUUCCUGCACAUCCAAGCACUGACAUUCUCAGCCAACAUCAGUCAGUGUCUGCGGCACAUAUCUCCCAUCAGGAACAGCGAAGCUCUACGCCAGAUAUGGUUCAUGGGGAGGAAGACACUGGCAAAAAAGGGACUAAUAGGAAUGGGCAGUUAUUGGAAAACCCUUGCUUGGGAAAAGUGCCAUUGGAAUUGAUUCGAAAGCCAAUUUCUCAGAGCCAGAUCAGCGAGUUCUCUUUUUUGGGGUCCAACUGGGACAGCUUCCAAGGGAUGGUGACUUCAUUACCGAGUGGGGAGACCACCCCUCGGCGACUGCUUUCCUAUGGCUGUUGUAGCAAGAGGUUGAGCAGUAAGCAGGUGCGAGGACCAGGGUCCUGCUUUGGGGGCCAGUGGGCUCAGAGAGAAGGUGUGAAGUCACCCGUCUGUCCUAGUCAUUCCAAUGGGCAUUGUACUGGUCCAGGAGGGAAAAACAACCGAAUGUGGUUGUCCAGUAAUUCAAAGCAGGUUUCCAGCACAAAGCCUGUUGCCCUGAGCUGUCCUUCUCCGGUGCCUCCUCUCUACCUGGAUGAUGAUGGACUCCCCUUUCCCACGGAUGUGAUCCAGCACAGAUUACGGCAAAUUGAAGCAGGGUAUAAGCAAGAGGUGGAACAGCUACGUCGACAGGUGCGAGAGCUUCAGAUGAGACUGGAUAUCCGGCACUGCUGUGCCCCUCCAGCAGAACCCCCCAUGGACUAUGAGGAUGAUUUUACGUGUUUGAAGGAGUCGGAUGGGAGUGAUACAGAAGAUUAUGGCUCUGAUCAUAGUGAAGAUUGCCUUUCAGAAGCAAGCUGGGAACCUGUGGAUAAGAAAGAGACGGAGGUGACUCGAUGGGUUCCAGACCAUAUGGCAUCACACUGCUAUAAUUGUGAUUGUGAAUUUUGGUUGGCUAAACGAAGACACCAUUGCAGAAAUUGUGGGAAUGUAUUUUGUGCUGGCUGCUGCCACCUGAAGUUGCCCAUUCCUGAUCAACAACUCUAUGACCCAGUUCUCGUCUGUAACUCCUGUUACGAACACAUCCAAGUUUCUCGUGCCAGGGAACUCAUGAGCCAGCAUCUGAAGAAACCCAUUGCUACAGCUUCCAGUUGAAUGCUAGAGAUGACCUGUCCAACUUUAGCAGGUUUGAAGGGAGAAUCUGCUCCUGGUAUAGUUUUAAAGGUUCCGUGGUGUGGCUCCUGAAAUUGCAGAGCUCAGAGAUACCUUCUUGAGAAAUCCUCCUUGGUACCAUGAGACUGGAGCAGUUCUAAUUUGGCAGGUGGUCUCGAUUAGUGAGACCCUCAUCUUGCAGUAACCGGUCCUGAUUCAGACCCAGAGUCUGGAAGCUUAAUGUUGAGUUGGUGACUCCAGGUUCUUUGGGGGGAUCAGUAUCAGAUGAUGAUUUCAUAAAUACUGCCUGGCGAUACGUGCCCCAAACAGCAAUAGAAAGGCAUCUGUAUAACCAAACUCCAAGUGGUAACCAGACCCAUCUCUCCUCCAUCUUGACAAAGCAGAUUAUAGUAUAUAAGAUAGGAUUCCUAUCCUGUUUGAAAUGAACUAUUUCCCUGUACCUCUGUGCUCUGUGUCUGUGCAUGAAGGCUCAGUCUUUAGAGGCACCCCCUCUAGUUGCAUUAGUUCUGUCUUUCUGUGGAGUUUGGUUUAAAGACUGGUUCAGCAAGUAGAGGUUUGCUGGGUUUCUUUGUUGGUUUGUUUUUUCACUUGGCUUCUUGGCCAGCAUCAGUGAAUUUUUAGUUAAGGGGGAGAGUUCCAGGGCGUGAGACAUUUUGGAGAGCAGAUGGAAACUCUGCUCUGGGUCAGUCCUGGCAAACAUCAGUUCUUCUGAACUGUGAAGGCUGCGGUCUCUGUUACUCAGUGGCAGCUCUUGAGGUAUGCACUGUGAAUGAGAAAGGAAAAGCAGAAGUUAUUCUUGUGACAUAUUUGCUAAUUGUGCCCCCUCCCCUACCCACGCCUGACUUUCCCUAGUUGUCCUGGUGCUAACACAGGAGCUAUACACCUUGAUCCUCUCCUGGCAUGAAAAUAAAACAAUGUUUUGUUUGUUUGUUUUUAUUGUUGUUCCAUUGCCCACUUCCCUCGUGUUGUCUUUCCUUUGGCUGCUGCCUCCUCUGGGUCACACUGCUUCUUAUCCUGAACACUUGACACCUUGAGGGUAGAAUUUAGUGUUUGGUUUUUUUACCUCCUAGAAUAUACUGUUUGGUAUGUGAGGGUUUCAGUACAAAUGCUGCUGUCUAUUUCUGUGCACUUAACAAUGGAACCCAAACAGAAGAGAAUAAAGCCUUGAUACCAAAAUUGGGAGACAAAAUGUGUCCAUUUGGACCAAAUUUUUUUUUUUCCCAAUCUUAAUAUGUACCAGUGGCACUUAACCAAAAGAUACAGUGACAUAGCCAUGUACUCCGGUUGGGACAGAUACAGUCUCCUUGACCUAUAAUGAAACCACUAGGAUUUCCUUUAUACAUUUUCCUUCCUUUGUUGGUGUAUAAAAGCUAAAUUACAUUUAGGCUUAUCCUGUUUUAAAACAAUGGUAGCUGUCUGUGUAACCGCUACUUUUAUGUUGCUUCUUAGAAAAAAAAAUUUUUUUCAUUUGAAAACAAUUAGGAUCUGCAUUUAGAACAAGAAUUGUGAUUUAUUCUGGCCUUUUCUUCAGUCCUACGGGGAAGCAUCUAUGCUUUUAUUACUUGCCAUGGAUGUAACCUAAAAAGUUUUGGCAUAUUUAGGUCAGUGUAGAAGAACUUUUUUGUUUAAAUGGAGUUGAGUAAUGGAAAUUUUGUGUCUGGGAAAUUCCUGAAAUUCCUGAAAAAAAAAUAUUCUUUGUCUCUGAUACAUAAAAUUCUUCUAAGCAUCUUCUCAAUCAUUAAAAUUGACUGCCAGUUGUGAGUGGCUUUUUAAUUAUCUUGACUUUCAUUGCACUGCACUCUGCCUGUUUUCAGGGGGAGUAAGAUUGGUAAUAUUUGAGGAGACUGUAUCUGUCUACUUUGGCUGUUUUGAGAAACUAUCCCAUCAGUAAACAUACUGCAUGGCCUUGGAGAGACACUCUGGGCUCUUGGCUCAGAUGUAUUCAUCAAAUACUCCUUUCAGAGCUCUUGUGGGUGUACGUGACAUGAUGUGGCCAAAAAUUCAAACUGUGCAGUUGCGUUGUGACAAACAUGCAAUGUGCUGUAAAAUCUCAAUACAAUUUAAAUAAAAUCUCUAUAUUA
Messenger RNA from Suncus etruscus (white-toothed pygmy shrew), 5931 nucleotides. It is a transcript of the gene MTMR4, whose product is annotated as myotubularin related protein 4. NCBI's taxonomy places the organism in Eukaryota, Metazoa, Chordata, Mammalia, Eulipotyphla, Soricidae. The record is from RefSeq and is a predicted model, not a curated record. The coding region runs from base 242 to 3832 and encodes 1196 amino acids. The transcript is spliced from 19 exons. Gene Ontology annotation, molecular function: phosphatidylinositol-3,5-bisphosphate 3-phosphatase activity; protein phosphatase binding; metal ion binding. Gene Ontology annotation, biological process: dephosphorylation; regulation of autophagy.